This is a messenger RNA of Homo sapiens (human), 2110 nucleotides long. RefSeq names its product hydrogen voltage gated channel 1 (gene HVCN1). Bases 424 to 1386 code for a protein of 320 amino acids. Gene Ontology annotation, cellular component: apical plasma membrane; phagocytic vesicle membrane; membrane. NCBI's taxonomy places the organism in Eukaryota, Metazoa, Chordata, Mammalia, Primates, Hominidae. The record is from RefSeq and is a predicted model, not a curated record. Gene Ontology annotation, biological process: regulation of reactive oxygen species biosynthetic process; transmembrane transport; regulation of intracellular pH. The transcript has 9 exons. Gene Ontology annotation, molecular function: protein homodimerization activity; identical protein binding; voltage-gated proton channel activity.
AGUCGCAGCGGUGACCGCGGGCGGGUGGGGCGCCGGGUAAGUGCUCGGGCCGGGCGGGGGGCGUACCCCGUUUGGCGUGCAGCCCUUUCUACAAGACCCCCAGUGCCCGAUCCUUCCGAGAAGAGGGGACCCCCCCCCGCAUCUCCGCUGUCCAGGCCUCGCCGUGGAGCCCCAGCAGGACCCCAGCCCUCGGUUGCCCUCGGCUCUGGCGUGUCCCGGCGCGGGCGGGCAGUGCUUCCCCUCGGCAGGGACUGGAGUCCAGGGGAGGGGAACGCGGGAGACGCUGGCCCUAGUGACCCCCCGAUCCCGGAGAGUUGGUGGUGAAGAAACCAAGACGCAGAGAGGCCAAGCCCCUUGCCUUGGGUCACACAGCCAAAGGAGGCAGAGCCAGAACUCACAACCAGAUCCAGAGGCAACAGGGACAUGGCCACCUGGGACGAAAAGGCCUUCCUCAGAACACGGAUCCCCUGGGGCAGGAAGGGAGAAGUGCUGGGGGCAGCUGAGCCUGCUGCUUGGAGUCCUCUUGCCUCCCCACAGAGAAGAGAUUUGCUCAGGGGUUUCAUUCCACCUUCCACCAUCCAGGAGGCAGUCACCCGCAGGGCCAAGGUGGCUCCCGCUGAGAGGAUGAGCAAGUUCUUAAGGCACUUCACGGUCGUGGGAGACGACUACCAUGCCUGGAACAUCAACUACAAGAAAUGGGAGAAUGAAGAGGAGGAGGAGGAGGAGGAGCAGCCACCACCCACACCAGUCUCAGGCGAGGAAGGCAGAGCUGCAGCCCCUGACGUUGCCCCUGCCCCUGGCCCCGCACCCAGGGCCCCCCUUGACUUCAGGGGCAUGUUGAGGAAACUGUUCAGCUCCCACAGGUUUCAGGUCAUCAUCAUCUGCUUGGUGGUUCUGGAUGCCCUCCUGGUGCUUGCUGAGCUCAUCCUGGACCUGAAGAUCAUCCAGCCCGACAAGAAUAACUAUGCUGCCAUGGUAUUCCACUACAUGAGCAUCACCAUCUUGGUCUUUUUUAUGAUGGAGAUCAUCUUUAAAUUAUUUGUCUUCCGCCUGGAGUUCUUUCACCACAAGUUUGAGAUCCUGGAUGCCGUCGUGGUGGUGGUCUCAUUCAUCCUCGACAUUGUCCUCCUGUUCCAGGAGCACCAGUUUGAGGCUCUGGGCCUGCUGAUUCUGCUCCGGCUGUGGCGGGUGGCCCGGAUCAUCAAUGGGAUUAUCAUCUCAGUUAAGACACGUUCAGAACGGCAACUCUUAAGGUUAAAACAGAUGAAUGUACAAUUGGCCGCCAAGAUUCAACACCUUGAGUUCAGCUGCUCUGAGAAGGAACAAGAAAUUGAAAGACUUAACAAACUAUUGCGACAGCAUGGACUUCUUGGUGAAGUGAACUAGACCCGGACCAGCUCCCCUCAAAAAGAAGACACUGUCUCAUGGGCCUGUGCUGUCACGAGAGGAACAGCUGCCCCUCCUGGGCCGCUUGGUGAGAGGUUUGGUUUGAUACCUCUGCCUCCCUCCUGCCAGCAUGGAUUCUGGGUGGACACAGCCUUGUGGAAGGUCCAGUACCACCAAGAGCUGCCCAUCCACUCCCACCCCACACUGUAUCAAAUGUAUCACAUUUUCUCAUGUUGAACACUUUAGCCUUAAUUGAAAAUGAGCAACAAAGCUGGACAAUUGCUAGUUGUAUAUAAAAUUUAAUCUCACCGAAUGUACAGUUUUCAAAUUUCACGUGUAUAUUAAGGAACUGAUGCAUCUGAGCAUUCUGAAAGAAAGAAAAAGAAGCUACUUUAGCUGCCACCCCAUUCUAGAAAAGUCUCUUAUUUUCAAGCUGUUCUAAAUAGCUUCGUCUCAGUUUCCCCAAAAGGGGUACCCAGGCCCCUCCUCUGUGUGCCCCAGCUGCAUCAGCCAGCUUCUAGGUGGCUCCAUUGUUUUCUGCCACCUGACAACAUUUUUCCUCAAUUACUGUACAACUACUGUAUAAAAUAAAACAACUACUGUAUAAAAUAAACUCUCUCUUUUCCCUGGACCCUCCUACUGUAUUCUUUCCUCUGUGGCACCCAUACCAGCCUGCCAGUCGGAGAGCAAGCUAGCUACAGUGCCUGGUGCAGAAAUGGCAAUU